GUUCACUGAAAAUGUUGUAAUGGAGUGUGUAUGUACUCAGUGCUACCGGAAGAUAAAUACCAAACGCUAAAAGGUAGUCCGUCUUGCGAGGAAGAGUAAUAUGUAAAACGUGGCCGCGGGUGUCGACCAAGUGACUUGGUACCGCAGUUCUCCGGGUAGCCGCCGCCAUGGGCAAGAAGAACUCUAAACUCAAACAAGACACCAUCGACCGGCUCACCACCGCCACUUACUUUACGGAGAAGGAGAUUCGUCUUUGGCACAAAGGUUUCCUCAAAGAUUGUCCGAAUGGAUUGCUAACUGAACAGGGCUUCAUCAAGAUCUAUAAGCAGUUCUUCCCUCAAGGUGACCCAAGCAAAUUUGCCUCUUUGGUAUUCAGAGUGUUCGACGAAAACAAUGAUGGAUCAAUCGAGUUUGAGGAAUUUAUAAGAGCGUUAUCAGUCACGUCACGGGGAAAUCUAGAUGAAAAAUUACAUUGGGCCUUCCGUCUAUACGACGUCGACAACGACGGAUACAUUACUCGAGACGAAAUGUAUAAUAUAGUCGACGCGAUAUAUCAGAUGGUGGGACAGACGCCUCAGCCGGAGGAUGAGAACACGCCACAAAAACGCGUGGACAAGAUCUUCGACCAGAUGGACAAGAACCACGACGACCGGCUGACGCUUGAGGAGUUCCGCGAGGGCAGCAAGGCGGACCCGCGCAUCGUGCAGGCGCUGUCGCUGGGCGGCGAUUAAUCCACGGUCAUCCUCUCGCCGGACUUCACAUUUACUUAGAGCUACCGACUAGACACCGCCGUGUCCGCGAGGGUACCUACCUUCGCCUUUCCAAUUCCACUUUCCCGGUACCACCUCUUACAGUAGGUACAACCACCCAAUAUAUACCUGUAUUAUUUAUUUAAUUGAUAAAUUAUGAGACCGCAACCGAUUACAAAUGUCCUACAUUGUUAAACCCCAUAACAUACGGCGGAUGUUCACUAGAAUAGUAUUUGCCAAUAUGAACGACGGGCAAAAAGCGAGGCGUUAAUUUGAAUUACCUUUCAGUUUGAAGUGUGAUAUCGAUAAUUAACUUACUUAAAUUGUAUUCUGCUCAACAUUAGGUAUAAAUAAAUCUAAAAAAAGUGCAUUGGACACUUAGCAGAAUAAUAACAACAUUGUAAUGUAUUAAAAAUAAUAAUAUGUGAGAUUAAUAUUUUGAUAUAAUUUAUUACUGAAAAAGGUUUGUAGUGUGAUGUUAGGUACCGUGUGCAAGCGGUCGUAGCUUGCGUCGCCUGCAACUUUCCAUUUUCUAUUUUAAAACUACUAGCCGAGCACUGUUUCCGUUCAGGGGGCCGAUUUUUGAGUCUCACUGUCACUAAAAUACCGGUUGAAAACGGUGAAUUGCCUAUUAUUUUCAGUGACAAUUUUCUGAAUUCGAACGCCGUGAGACUUAAAAAUCGGCCCCCAGGUUUUAAUUCAGUUCAUCACGUAAAUCUAUAUGGAGAAACAGUUACUCAUUUAUUAUAAGUAUUAUAUUCAACAGUUAAAUCUAAACAUGAAAACCUCGACAUUUAAUUCGUGUUGGCAAAUUACAAGCUCUUAAAAAGUAAAUGUGCAAUUAUCGAAAAGUUUGUACAUUUGGAUCACGUCUCCGAUUUUGAUAAA
Messenger RNA from Leguminivora glycinivorella, 1637 nucleotides. Its product is annotated as frequenin-1. Lineage: Eukaryota; Metazoa; Arthropoda; Insecta; Lepidoptera; Tortricidae. The record is from RefSeq and is a predicted model, not a curated record. The transcript has 8 exons. Gene Ontology annotation, molecular function: calcium sensitive guanylate cyclase activator activity; calcium ion binding. Bases 168 to 731 code for a protein of 187 amino acids.